This is a messenger RNA of Dendrobium catenatum, 1056 nucleotides long. RefSeq lists its product as uncharacterized. The coding region runs from base 99 to 752 and encodes 217 amino acids. Lineage: Eukaryota; Viridiplantae; Streptophyta; Magnoliopsida; Asparagales; Orchidaceae. The transcript has 6 exons. The record is from RefSeq and is a predicted model, not a curated record.
CUCCUUAAAUAUUUCCAAAGCACACUAACCCUCUCUCUCUCUUCCAAUCUCUCUCUCUAUCUCUCUCAGCUUCUCUUUGAAGCUUGAAAGAAUAAGCAAUGGUUUCUACUAAAGUUGCCAUCUUCUUGGUGGCUCUGCAAUCAAUCUCUCUGCUUCAGCAACCAAGCCAAGUCUCAGCAGAAAUACUCUCCCCUCUGCUCUCUCCAAUCCUAAAUGGAUUAUGCGACGCUGUGAAUUGUGGAAAGGGGAUUUGCAAGGUCUCUGAAAAUCACACCUUUGGGUUUAUGUGCGAGUGUAACCCUGGCUGGAAUCAGUUCAACGGUUCAGAUCAUUUCAGCUUCCUGCCCUGUGUUAUUCCUCAAUGUACCAUAGAUUCCUCUUGCUCCAAAAAUUCUCUAGCUCCAGCACCUGCACCUGCACCCUUUCCAGCACCUCCUACCAACCUUUCGCUCUUUGAUCCUUGCACUUGGAGCUUUUGUGGAGGAGGCCAAUGCUCUCGAACCUCAACCUUCGAGCACCGAUGUGAAUGCAAACUGGGAUACAACAAUCUUCUCAAUGUCUCCAUCUUCCCUUGUUACCAACAGUGCUCCAUUGGUGGAGAUUGUGUGAACUUGGGUAUCAACAUAUCAAAUUCUUCAUCCUCACCAUCUUCAUCCACAAAUCUUAAUGAUAAUUCAUUUGGUGGAGAUCUCCCUGCUCUGAAUAGCUUCAUGUGGUUGUUCAUGUUGCUUUCUUCUUUGAUGAUGAUUUGACUUAGAAUAAGGUAGCUGGGAUAGAUUACUACUUUCUUUGAUUGAGAUUAUUUAGUUUUGCUCGAGUUUUAGUACUAUACAAGUUAUUCAUGUGCAGAGAUGAGGGUUUUAUGCUGCUAUCUUUUACAUAUGAUAUUAUCUCGUGUUCUUUAUGAUGUUGUCAAUAAUUUUUGAUUUCAUGUAGAAAUGUAUGGAGGAAAGAAUAUUGAUUGUUUAUCAGAGAUCUUUCCUUUUGUAUAAAUGACUUGUUUUUGGAGAACAUAAUUACAUUUUGUGAUUAAAUAUACUAUCCUGAUUUGAAUUU